Messenger RNA from Cooperia oncophora, 495 nucleotides. NCBI's taxonomy places the organism in Eukaryota, Metazoa, Nematoda, Chromadorea, Rhabditida, Trichostrongylidae. The record is from the annotation of a GenBank genome assembly.
AUGCUCCAAAGUGUAAUAAAGUACAGAUACUCAUUGGCCAAUCAGGGGUUCAUGGAAACAAACAACAAUGUUUGUGGAAAGGACGGUCUACAAAGUAUCGAACGUAUCGAAGGACAACUACGAAGUUUCGACUACAGGAAUGGUUCACUUGUGGACAACGGCUACGAAAUCAAAGGCCUUGGAAAGGCGGUCGGAAGAAAACGAGGUGAAAAUCGCCGCGCCACAUGCCCUGAAAUCUACCUCUACCCCGAAUCUACCAAACCGGCACGUCAAGUGUUGCUACGAUUGUACGGUAGCCGAAAUGCUGGCAAGAAAACGCUCGCACAUCAAAUUUAUCACGUCGCUUCAACAACUACUCCCGAGCAGACUCAUGUGAUAUCUACUGAAAUCGAAGAGGCCGAUUCGAAGACCAUUAACUUCCUCCUGAAUGGAGAAGAGGUCCAGCUGGAAAUCGUCAUGGAGUCAACACUUGAGGCAAGUAACAUGUUCAUCUGA